Metopolophium dirhodum (rose-grain aphid) is the source of this 4405-nucleotide messenger RNA. Its product is annotated as zinc finger protein 391-like. The coding region runs from base 709 to 2568 and encodes 619 amino acids. The record is from RefSeq and is a predicted model, not a curated record. Lineage: Eukaryota; Metazoa; Arthropoda; Insecta; Hemiptera; Aphididae. Gene Ontology annotation, biological process: regulation of DNA-templated transcription. The transcript is spliced from 6 exons. Gene Ontology annotation, cellular component: nucleus. Gene Ontology annotation, molecular function: DNA-binding transcription factor activity, RNA polymerase II-specific; zinc ion binding; RNA polymerase II cis-regulatory region sequence-specific DNA binding.
CACACGCACACGACCCGUUCGCGGCGCCCGCCACCAAUAUAUCAAUUUAUUAUUGUUGUUCUCGGGGAAAUUUUUUGGGUAGGGGCUUGAGCGCUUCCACUGCCGCCCGCCGACGCCGCACGCUGCCCGCCGCCGCUGACGCCGAACCGUUUCGGGUGCCCGCGCCGCGCCGACGAGGCGGUUCGCCUCCCCACCAAUUUUUAAUGCGCCGCGCAGUGUACACGGUCGUCGCCCGCGGGCCGCCGGAGCGCAUCAUUUUUUUUCUCUUUUCGUACACUCUUUUUCUAUACGAUUUUUUUUUUAUCGUAAUCCACUAGCACACACACAAACGAGCGCGCUCUCUCACACACACACACACACACCCGUAGUCUACGUGGCCCGCCGCCGCCGCCGCCGCUGCGCUCGUCCCCGGCCGCGCCGCAGCCCGCAAUAUUAUCCGUGAAACUCUCGUAACCGCCGCCGCAGCACACGGUCGUCCGUUUUUCGCGUACGCCGCCGACGACGUCCGCUGGCGCACAAAACAAUAUUGCGACACGACAAUCGCGCGGUGUUUCCGAUUUUCGUCGUCAUCGCGUCGAUAUCGUGUUAUUUUCACGUCGUAUUAUUAUUAAUUCGGUUUACCGCACAGUGCGGCGUCGACCCUCAAAAAAAACGACGUCGACGACGUUCCAUCUGACGUUUCACUCGGACGACGGCAGCCGCACACCGAUGAUGGCGCACGACGAGGAAGACGAUGCGGCCGCCACCGCGGCCAGCUGCAGGUUGUGCUGCAGGCCUUCGGUGGCCGACGACCAACGGCACCCGAUCGUCACGGCCGCCAACGCCGAGGACGCCGAUGGCUGCGGCGGGACACGCCCCGGCGGCGGCUUGCGCGACACCAUUGUCAAGCACCUGCGGAUACAGGUUUCAGAGGAUGAUGGCUUGUCCAAAAUAGUAUGCUCUGAGUGCUUGACGUUGUUAAACGAGUGGGAACAAUUUUAUGAGAUGUGCUCAAAAAAUAACAACAUGCACCUGAAACAACUAUCGGACGGAGAUGAUAAAAAUGAUGAUGGUGAUGAAUUGGCGAACAAUUUAGUAAUUGACAUAACUGAUGAAGAUGAUGGACAAAGUUAUACAAGCAAAGAUAAAAGCAAGUUGGAUGCACCUAAAAGAUCAUUCCUUGGAGAACCAUCACCUGAAGAUUAUGUACUGAUGAAAGAAGAGACAUUCAAUUUAGAACCAGUUAAGAAUGGACCAACAGGGGUUUUGGGUGAUUAUUUAAUAGAGUACAACAAUUCCAAAAAGUUACCAACCGAUUUGAGUAAUGCAGAUAAAGACAUUGUUGACAAUUUACGCAUCCGAAGAGAAGUUUUACCAUCCAUGUGGGAUGUAUUUGAAAAAACAAUCGAAAAGCUAAAAUCUGGAGAGUCGUGUACUACACUAGUAACUCAUAGGCGUUAUAUUAUCAACAAAGGUGCAUUUCCUUGUUCAUUGUGUGGUGAAUGUUACGAGUUUGAUCAGGGCGUUUGUCGUGAUGAAGAAGAACCUCAACCACCAGUUGAAGUUGACAUCCAACAACGCCUAUUCAUCUGUCCUACCUGUGGGAAAUCUUUCCCUCGUCGUAGCUCAUGGAAACGUCAUCAAAUGACUCAUGAAGAUGUGAAACCAUAUGUAUGUCGAAUUUGCACAAGCGGCUUCAAUCGCAAAGAACAUCUGAUGCGCCACAUGUUGUCGCAUAGCACGGUUAGACCAUUUCCGUGCGAACGGUGUGGUAAACGUUUUAUACGUAAAGAACAUUUAGCCAGACAUCUUUUGUGCAUACCAAGUUGUUCUAAUUCGUCUGACAUGCCAAGACCCUUCUGUUGUGAUAUUUGCAAACAGAGAUUUGUGCGUAAGGAACAUCUAUUCAGACAUAGAAAACGAGCUCACGAACAUGCAUUAAUUUUGGAUAAUCAAUUAGAAGAAAAACCAUUUGUGUGUUGGCAGUGUGGAAAAUGUUUCACCCGCUAUGAACAUCUGCGCAAACAUUUGGAUAUCCACAACGGUAUUAUUCCAUCAUCUUCAACAGAAAUACUUCCUGAAGUGACUCUUUCAGAAAUAAAGCCCCAAGAAACCUCAGUAGAUAUCAAAACAGAAAAUUUAUCUGAUUCUGAAGGUGAAUCUGAAGUACUCCCUCCUGUGAGUGUGCUUGAACUCAACGAACAACAACCAGAACAAGGUAGACCAAAACCAAGUACGCUUUGUACUAUUUGCAAAAAGACCUUCUCUCGCCGUAGUCAUUUGUUACGCCAUCUGAAGCGUAUACACAAAGUAGAACCAGUGUUGACCAGGAGACGAGUACACAAAUCUGGUGACGAAAACGGAAAUUCUAUAGAGGAAACUAAAUGGGAAUGUCAUACGUGUGGGAAGACAUUUUCCAGACAAGCUCAUCUUGAGAGGCAUGAAAAAAAUUUGCACAGUGAAGAGCGUAUGGUGCCUGCCCCAUAUGAAUGUGUGUCUUGCGGCCAAGCCUUUUUCGAUAGUAAUUUACUCAAUCAGCAUAUGGCAACACAUGGGAAUACUGUGACUGAUAAUUUUGUUUGGAUGUGAUAUGGUUAAGUAUUGGGGGGUUUUUUUUUCUUGAUUUUGAGUGUUGUAAACACUUUACAUAAAUGUAAACUAUCGACUUGGCAGCAUUAUAAAUUAUGUUACAACAUAGAACGUUUUAUAAAUACGUAAAACUUAACAUAUCAAUAUAGUCUGGCAGUCGAUUGACAUACUAAAAAAAAAGAAUUAAUAAAUGAAUCAGUUUAACUAUCAAUAUUGUUCCCUUAUUAGUUUCAAAUGAUGGCCGUGUUAUGUUGCAAUUAGUUUUAUUCUAUUGGCUGGAGUUCUUGACAAGCUAAUAUUUUUAUUUUUAUUAUUAUAUGUAUACAGAAUGGCCUACCAUGAUUUCCUGUUUUCCUAUGUUAGUUAAAUGAAAAAUUGGUUAACACAGUGGGCCACUGUACAUAUUUUAUAUAAUUUUAACAUAUUUUAUAUCAUUUUAACAUAUUUUAUAUCAUUUUAACACAUUUUUGUUUAUUUUGUUAUCUACAGUGUAGCCUAUUCGGACCAAAAGUCAAACAAAGGCUGUAAAAUAAUAAAUUAAGUAAAAAAAAAUAUUUAAUAAAAACAUAGUUAUUGUGUGUUAACAAUCAUUGGCAUUAUAUUUACCAAAUUGAGAAAUUUUUUGUUUACCAAUACAGAAAGCUUUUCCAAAAAUAAUAUUAAAUACUUCAUUGAUUUAUCUUAUUGUUAUUACAUAAUAUUAUACAGGGUGGAUUUUUAGUCCGUUAAAGAAAAUACUUGAUAUUUUAUUAUAUUUGUCUUAAUCUUGUUUAAUUUUUUAAAUUCUACAAUACUGUUCAGAUUUUAAAGUUUUAUUUAAUUAAUAAUAAUUAAUAAUUAAUUUCAUUAUUACUUUUGGACUUAUUUGUUGAAUUUGUUAAUUCCGAAAAUUGUGUAUAGAAAAAAAUGAAAUGGACGGGUACUAAUAGUUUUGAUUUUGACAUGUUUUAUUUAAUCAUCAAUAACAUAAUAUUUUAACCUUGAAAGAAACGUGAUAUUUAGCUUUUUAUUAUUUCAGUCUUCAAAUGCGGUAGAUGAAAUAAUAAUUUUAACAAUAUUUAAGUAGAAUCAAUUGUCCAUUAUGAAAAUUUUAAUAUUAUAUUAUACUGUAUUCACUGUUUACCUUGUUUAUUGUAACGUGGUUAUGUUUUGUUUUUUUUCUUCAACAUUUUUAUUAUUAUUAUUACUUACCAAGGUGGUUUUUAUUUAUCAUAUUUUAUAUAAAUACGUUUAAUUUUAAUUAAGUAUAGUAUUUAAAAAUAGUUGUCGUAUCACCAUUUAUGUAAGUACCUUAUUAAAAUCUCGACACAUUUAAAAUGUUUUAAAUUAUGAAUUUUAUUUGGUAUCGAAACACAUAUUCUUCAUUGGUAAUGUGGCAAAUUAAACUCCAACAUAAAACAGUUUUGAUCACUGUUUUUUUUUAAUAAUCUAGUUUCAUUAUUUUAAUGUGUAAAUCUUUUAUUUAUCUUGGUUAUGACAACUAUUUCUUGGACAUUUGUGUACUACUUUAUUAUUAUAAUUUAUUAUCAUAUUCUAUAUAUAUUUGUAUUAGAUAUUUAAGACAAAAAUGUUCUCUGGAGAUGGUGGGUUUUGGGUUUAUUUUUGUUUUUUAUCUACACGUUUGCUCAAUUUCCAUUUUACACCAAUAACAUGCGUACACACAUGUUAUUGAAUAGAUUUAUUGUUUUUUAUUUGGUUUGUUUCGAUUGUUUCAGAACAAUUUAAAUACAAUACUUGUAACAUUAUUAUUAUUAUUUUUAUUUUAUAUUUUAUAUUUAUUUUGUUUUAUAGUUAUACAAUUAAUGUUAACAUUUAUUAAAGCACUUUUAUAAAUACC